GCGGCGCGCUUUGGUGACGUCACAGGGAGGCGCUGCUUCCGCUUCCCGCCUCCCACGAUCCUUUGCGGCGGGCGGCCCCAUGGCCCCGCCGGCCGCCAUGACGGUUGCCCGCUGGUGCCGCCUGGUCCACAUGGGGGCGCCGUCGAGCGCCGGCCACAACCGCUGGUCCAAAGUGCGGCACCACAAAGGGCAGCGGGACGGAGAGCGGGCGCAGCUCAUCCAGCGCCUGAGUGCCAGGGUCAGGGCUGCUGCUGCUGCUGGGGGUCCGGACCCGGCGCUGAACGCGGCCCUGGCUCAGGCUGUGGCUCAAUGCAGGGCCAACAACGUCCCCAAGGCCUCCAUCAUGGCCGCCAUCGCCUCUGCGGACAAAGCUUUGGGGUCGCAGCGGCUGCAGGCGGUUCGGGGUCCGGGCGGCUCCACCAUCAUCAUCAUCAGCGACGGGACGAAGGGCGACGAUGGGAGCCUGAAGGGGCUGCUGGGAAGGGAAGGGGCCUCCCCUUUGUCUCUGCCUGGCGCCGCCCUCCAGCAGCGGGCUUUGAUCCGCGCCGCCGCCUCCCGCCCCAUAGAUUUGGAAGCCGCCCUCCAAGUCGCCAUCGCAGCUGGGGCUGAAGACGUCAGGAUGGGGGCGAAGGGAAACGGCGGCGAUGGGGGCCAGGAGCUGCAGUUCCUGUGCCGGCCGUCGGAUCUGAGCUCGGUGGGGCAGCGGCUGCAGCAGGAGGGGCUCCGCCUUCUGUCCUCCGGCGUCCGUUGGUUCCCCCGCCGCCAGGUGGCGCUGCGGGCGGAACAGCGGGAGCGGGCGGAGCGCCUCAUCCGGGAACUGCGGCGCUGCGCCGGGGUCAUCGAGGUCAUCCACAACAUCCGGGAACCUGAAGGAGGGGAGGAGGGGGGGGCGGAAGCGGAAGGGGGGGGGAGGGAGGUGUGA
Messenger RNA from Lagopus muta (rock ptarmigan), 922 nucleotides. RefSeq names its product translational activator of cytochrome c oxidase 1. NCBI's taxonomy places the organism in Eukaryota, Metazoa, Chordata, Aves, Galliformes, Phasianidae. Bases 80 to 922 code for a protein of 280 amino acids. The record is from RefSeq and is a predicted model, not a curated record. Gene Ontology annotation, cellular component: mitochondrion. The transcript is spliced from 6 exons.